UGUAUUCUAAUGACCAGCUGUAUGCAGUUGUAGUAAGAGCAUGCGCAGUGCGGGAAAGGAACACGGCGAAGAUUCAAAGUUUUUGUUCGGAUUUUAACCCUAACACCGACCAAGAAAUAGACUAUGUUUGGCUUUCACAAGUCAAAGAUCUACAGGAGUAACGAAGGCUGUUGCAUCUGCAAGACCAAGUCCUCCAGUUCUCGAUUCACAGACAGCAGUCGAUAUGAGGAGACAUUCAGGCUGUGUUUUGGGCUCUCUGAGGAUCGUGUUGGAGACAUCUGCAACGCCUGUGUCUUACUGGUGAAAAGGUGGAAAAAGCUACCUCUUGGCUCCAAGAAAAAUUGGAACCAUGUGGUGGAUGCAAGAGCAGGUCCAGGCUUUAAGGUGACAAAACCCAAGAAGAUAAAAAAUGGAGAUGGGAAGAAGAAAAGCAAGCUAAAGAAGCUGCACAAGUUCAAGAGACAGAACUCUGAUGCACACAGCACGACCUCCAGCGUGUCUCCUGCCCAGUCUCCCAGUUACAGCAACCAGUCAGAUGAUGGCUCAGACAUAGAGUCCAAGCAAAGACGCUCAGCUCCCUCUAUCUUCUCCUUCUUGGACCGUUCCUACUGGAAAAGACAAAAGGUGUGCUGUGGGAUUGUCUACAAGGGUCGGUUUGGAGAGGUGAUUAUUGAUCCCCGGCUUUUCAAGCCCUGCUGCAGUUCCAAAAAACAGAAGACACUGACAUCGCCCACGCAAGUGGCCACACACUUGCCGGACACACAACACCCAGAAGACAUAAAAGAAACCUGGUGAAUGCUAUUGUUGUUGUUGAAUUUCCCUGUUGGGGUUAUCCAUGGCAUCUACCUGGAUUUGUCUCCAGUGGUAGACCUCUCAUUUCUGCUCCUCCUCUUUCCCAUAGACAGUUAUGUAGACCUUUUUUCCUUUGUAAUAUUCCUUUUUAUACAGGUAUUUUUUAAG
Messenger RNA from Pundamilia nyererei, 960 nucleotides. RefSeq names its product SIN3-HDAC complex associated factor, like (gene sinhcafl). NCBI's taxonomy places the organism in Eukaryota, Metazoa, Chordata, Actinopteri, Cichliformes, Cichlidae. Gene Ontology annotation, cellular component: Sin3-type complex. Gene Ontology annotation, biological process: negative regulation of cell migration. The record is from RefSeq and is a predicted model, not a curated record. The coding region runs from base 124 to 795 and encodes 223 amino acids. The transcript is spliced from 6 exons.